CAAAUGUGGGAUUUAAAUGUGUGUUUUUCCUGAAAAAAUAAGGAACUGCAUUUAAGUUUCUUCUGUGCCCGGGACUUUAAAAUUAAUGGGUAUUUUUGGUGUUAUCAGGAAAUGGUGUGACCGACUUGUUUGUAUUAAUUCAGCAAACACGUGGACGUAAUUUAAAUACAAGGGUGUAUUUAGGGGGGCUAAAAUUUGGGGGUGUGCUUCUGGUUGCGUUCAGCAUCGCGUAUUUUGAGUAAUUCUCUGUACAUCCCUUACAUUUUUUUGGCGGAAAUAAAAAGCGUGAUUCGUAGUGGGGGUUUUGUGUAAAUGCCAUGUGGCUGCUGGCUCUGCGAAUAUGCAUGGGAAUCCGCCGAAGAAUUCCCCUUCUAAGGUUUUAGACAAUUAAACGUAUCUGCGUGUUUUUAAAAAAUGCUGCCACAAAGUGCAUGUGGUGCGUUAGUAUUGCAGGUUUAGGCCGCUUCACGCCAUGUGUGCUGCAGUUUCAGGGCGGGGGGGCCGAGGCCUAGUCGCCAUAUUCCGCGUGAGGCCCCACAACAGCUGGCGCGUCAUCUUUUCUUUUAUCUUGGCCCUCAUAUUUAAAUACAAACCAUCACGUACAUCUGAAAGAAGCAUCUAUGUGCCUGCAGCGAUAUUGUAGCUCCAUUUUUGUGAAAUUGUGACGCAGUCCUGGAAUAUUUCUAAAAACGUUACAUGUUUUACGUUAAUUCGCGCAAUGAAGGAGGGAAUAACUGGCGAAUUUUUAAGGGAUUAUUUGGGCGCGAAUUAUUUUUCAUCAUUAAAUUGAGAAAUUAAAUACGUAUUUCUGUUAUCCUUGGUUAGGUGAAUUUUAAAUGAUUGCUGGGUGACACUUUCUCUGCCCCUUUUUUGGCCACUUAUUGCAUCGGUGUGUAUUAGCGAGAGCUGCAAGCUGCAGAUCCGGAAUAUCCCACCACACAUGCAGUGGGAGGUGCUGGAUGGCUUGUUGGCGCAGUAUGGCGGUGUGGAAAGCUGUGAGCAAGUAAACACGGAGACGGAGACCGCAGUUGUCAAUGUCCGAUACGCUUCCAAGGAUCAGGCUCGUCAAGCAAUGGAGAAGCUGAACGGUUUCCUGAUGGAGAGCUACGCCUUGAAGGUGACCUACAUCCCUGACGAAGCGGCUGCACAGGAGCCCCCCCCGAUGACGGGCCGGCGCGGUUUCGCGGCGCGUGGCCCCCCCCGGCAGGGCUCCCCUGGUGCCGGCGCCCGCCCCAAACUACAGUCUGACGUGCCUCUGCGCAUGCUGGUACCCACGCAGUUUGUGGGGGCAAUCAUCGGCAAGGAAGGGGCCACCAUCCGCAACAUCACCAAGCAGACGCAGUCCAAGAUCGACAUCCACCGGAAGGAGAACGCAGGAGCAGCGGAGAAGCCCAUCACAGUGCACUCCACGCCCGAUGGCUGCUCUGCUGCCUGCAAGACCAUCAUGGAGAUCAUGCAGAAGGAGGCUGUGGACACCAAGUUUACGGAAGAGAUUCCCCUCAAAAUUUUGGCCCACAACAACUUUGUUGGCCGAUUGAUUGGAAAGGAGGGCCGGAACUUGAAGAAGAUCGAGCAGGACACGGAGACGAAGAUCACGAUUUCUCCCCUGCAGGACUUGACCCUCUACAACCCAGAGAGGACCAUCACUGUGAAGGGCUCCAUCGAGGCCUGCGCCAAAGCUGAGGCAGAGGUCAUGAAGAAGAUCAGGGAGUCCUACGAGAACGACGUGGCUGCUAUGAAUCUCCAGUCUAACCUUAUCCCAGGUUUGAACCUGAACGCUCUUGGGCUCUUCCCUACCUCAUCGCCUGGCAUGAGCCCAUCCAUGUCAGUCCCUCCCCCUGGAGCUCAGGCUGGAUACCCAUCCUUUGGGAGCUUCCCAAUUGGGAGUGAUGCACCAUUUUGGGCAUCGGUGCUUUCAGCAGGCAGUCAGUCCCUUGCUCAUCCAGAAUCUGAGACUGUCCACCUGUUCAUUCCUGCCCUGGCUGUUGGCGCCAUCAUAGGCAAACAGGGCCAACACAUCAAGCAGCUUUCACGAUUCGCCGGAGCAUCGAUCAAGAUUGCACCGGCAGACGGCCCUGAUGCCAAGCAGAGGAUGGUGAUCAUCGCAGGACCACCAGAGGCACAGUUUAAGGCUCAAGGCAGGAUAUUUGGGAAGUUGAAAGAGGAGAACUUUUUUGGUCCCAAGGAGGAAGUAAAACUGGAAGCACACAUAAAAGUGCCAUCUUUCGCUGCCGGCCGAGUGAUUGGCAAGGGCGGGAAAACGGUGAACGAGCUACAGAAUCUCACCAGUGCAGAAGUGGUUGUACCCAGAGACCAAACCCCUGACGAGAACGAUCAAGUCAUUGUCAAGAUCACUGGUCACUUCUAUGCAAGUCAGGUAAAUUGCCUUAAAGUCCUCUCUUAUAUUACAUGCAUGUUCCUUCAGCCCUGUCUGAUUUGAAUGCAGUCCAGCCCAGAUCCUGGAGAACUGAUCUGUUCUACUUGCAAUUUCCUUCACGAUUAAUGAAGCAUUUUCCCAUCUCAGUCUCUAAAAUGGUAUUUUCCACAGAAUUAGACACUGCGAUUCUGACAAGGGGCUAUUAACACUUCCUGUAUCCGUCGUCUUUGGCCCAAUCCCAAUACCACCCCUUAGCCCCACCCUCCCGCGUAGGGUAGUGUUGUCCCAUUUCUUUUUAGCAGCGAGGGGGUAGUGGUGUUCAGCCCUCAAGAUGGCCCUCGAAACGGAGAUUUUUCAGAUGCUGACUCAGUGAAAAAGAAUUCCCACAAUGCAUUGCAAUCCACAACAAGAAAAAAAAAGAUGACUAGCGGUGUGAGGAAAGCAGCUCAUUAAUGUAAU
Molecule: messenger RNA, 2836 nt
Organism: Paramormyrops kingsleyae
Lineage: Eukaryota; Metazoa; Chordata; Actinopteri; Osteoglossiformes; Mormyridae
Source: RefSeq, a predicted model, not a curated record